UGAAUGUGAAUAUGUUGGUGUGGAGGCACAACAGGUAAACCUUAAGCGCAUACCUACCUUGCAGUGAAAUAACAUUCUUAUUACUAAUUACAAAGUGUAUAAGCUAACAAGAAGUUCACCAUCAGCGCAGCAGCCAUCUUUUUAAAAAAACCAAAAUCACCAUGAAGAAAUAACAAUAUGACGAUUGAAAUUAUACAAAAUUAAAAUACGUUUUGGUGUAGUUUUACAUUUUUGUAGUGUUUAGUUUUUUUUUAUUUUUUUUUUAAAUUUUGUUGAUUUAUUUUUGAUUUAAAAAAAAAAAUUAUUAAAAUGCCGUGUUCAGCAGUUACGUUAAGUUUAGCAACAAUAUUUGGUAUAUUAUCUGUGACGUUAUUGACUAUUGCAUUCACAACAGAUAAUUGGAUAAAUGUUGAAGUCAGGCGAAAUAAUAUACAGAAAUAUUUAACAAAUAAUGGUAAUAAUGCUGAAACGCAAGCAGUCCUUGAAGAUAUUAACAGUAAAUAUUACUAUUAUUCAAGAACACGAGGAUUGUUUAGAAUUUGUUAUCCCAAAGAAAGACCUCCAACAGUAAAAACAUACUUAAGUCCUGUUGAAACCCAUUGCAACAACAUUAACUACUACUUCCCAGAUACCGAUAAUGAAACAUCAGAUUUCUCAGAAGAUGCCAUAACAAAAUUGUAUAUGAGCCGAGCUGUAAUUGCAUUAUUUAUACUAUCAUUCGUUGUGACUGGUAUAUCAUGGAUUACUGGUAUUAUGGGUUGUUGGGUACGAGGUGCCGGUCGAAUAGCUGUUACCGCUGCACUUACACUACUAUCAUGUUUACUGGCUGCCGGAGCGAUGGGUCUUUGGCAUACAGUCGAUUAUUAUGAAAGAGAAAAAUUAGUCGGUGAAGAAUUUUAUCAACAAUGGAGUCAGGUAUUACGAGACAACGCCGUAGUGACAUAUGAUUGGUCAUUUGUACUUGGAUGGUUAAGUAUCGCAGCACAAUUGACAUCUUGUAUAUUAUUUUUCUGUGCAAGUCAUUGUUUAUCACUUGAAGUGGAACGCGAGAAAGAAGCAUUAGCUGCAGCAAAUGUUCAAUAUAUAAUGCCAGUAUAUCCACAAAAACAACAGUAUGCUUAUGCCAGUUAUCCUGCACCACCACAAGCUUAUCCAGGACCAUACUAUCACGGUGCAGCAGCACAAUAUGGUCCUUACAAUUAUUGAUGAAUAGUCACUAUUUAGACAAAUAUGACUUUGUUAAAGUCAAAACAAAAACAAUUCAAUGUACAUUCAUGUAUUUUCAGGGCAUGAGAGAGACGUCCAAAAAAAAAAAAAUCUUUAUUGAUAAUAAA
Molecule: messenger RNA, 1334 nt
Organism: Chrysoperla carnea
Lineage: Eukaryota; Metazoa; Arthropoda; Insecta; Neuroptera; Chrysopidae
Product: transmembrane protein 235
Exons: 6
Coding region: 310-1206 (298 amino acids)
Cellular component (GO): membrane
Source: RefSeq, a predicted model, not a curated record